Messenger RNA from Syngnathoides biaculeatus (alligator pipefish), 704 nucleotides. RefSeq names its product chromosome 15 C2orf50 homolog (gene cimip5). The coding region runs from base 101 to 553 and encodes 150 amino acids. The record is from RefSeq and is a predicted model, not a curated record. Lineage: Eukaryota; Metazoa; Chordata; Actinopteri; Syngnathiformes; Syngnathidae. The transcript has 3 exons.
UUUCCUAGGUAACACAAACACGCGGAAGAAGUAACGGCAGUGAUUUGAUCGGCCGCUCAGCUGACGAUUCUAAAUCACUUCCUGUUUCCAAUUGAGCAAGAUGCACUUCGACAAUCUUAAACGCGCUUCAUCUGCUGGCUACCGAUUACCGGAACGGCCGAACGCGAAGCAGCCGGCACCUGCGGCCAAAAGUCUGCAGAGGGGCAAAGACCCGAAGCCCACCGCGACGCGGGAUGCAGACAAGUUUGAUCCGGUCAAACGAGACCAAGCCUGGAAAGAAAUGCUGUGGAAUGAAAGGAGAGCGACGCUGGAAUGGGAGAAGAAUUGGAGUUUCCUGCGGAAUUACGACCACUUGGGAGAGUUGAGGAGAGACGAGCCUUUACCUGAUAAUGCGUCACUCUUUUCCGACUGGGCCCCCAACACCACUAACCAAAUAUUUGGAAGCCGACUAUCAACGCCACUGGGACGUGAACUGAUUAGAUUGGACAAUCUUCUAUCAUGGUCUGCAAGCCAUCACAAAUGCAAACAGGAUUCAGAGAUGAUGACAUGCUAGAUAAGUUACUCUUCUUGAUCCAUGAGUUUACCAAAUUGGGAUAUUCCUGUCCUUACAUGGUGCUCAGUUUUGUUUCAUUCGAUUUGCAGCUUGUCAUAGCAGCCCAAUAUUGAUUUGUAAUCAGAAUGUAAUCUAUAUGCACAGUGAUGAA